AUGUCUUUCAGUGACAGUGAUAAACUGCCCAAGGUGAAGCUUCCAGGAUUACAAAUAUUCUCCAAUGGAUACUUUAGUCGAUCAAAUUCUACUCUAACGCACGAGAAAUACAAUAUAGCACAUGACUCGUGGUCAUCGAGCAGUCCUCGUAUUCCGCUUGAAGCAAGUAACCAACUUCGAAAACUAUCUGACUGGGGUAUUGAGCAUUUAAAUGACAGCUCACCUACUGUAAUCGAGUCUGGUGACUUUGGUACGGAGGAAGUGCAGGCAUAUUUGCAAGAAAAAGGUGAUGAUCAUGAUUCGAAACAGAGCAGGAAUGUUAGCAGUUUAGAAAAGCUAGUUCCUCAGAUGUUCGCAGAGUCUCCACUCUCAUCCUAUAAAUUCAUCGAGGAAUUUCAAUACACCAUAAUCGCCUCUCAGCUGCUUACGGAUUCAUUCAGAUCAUCGUAUAAACCCCCUUCGUCGCAGCAAUCCAUCCUGGACUUUCGAAAGGAGGUAGGGCCUUGCAAUGGUUUUCGAACUCCAAUGCCAACUAAAUAUGGUCUGUUAUCUGUGAGGGACAAGGGAUUUGAACUCCAAAGGACUGUACCGUUUAUGCCCACCAUGUUACGAUGCCACCGCUGUCUUAAUGCUUUAACUAAAGGCAAGCAGCAAACGCGAUGUAAGACUCGUGUUUUUUCUGUUUUGGCAAUUGGGGUUUACCUGGCGCUUCAGCAAGAAUAUUUUCAUUCCCAAUAUAUCCAAUAUUCCACUUUGAUAGCCCUCAAAUCGUCCAUCAAGUACUUGCGAGACUUGGAUGCACUUCUCCACAGAUUUCACAUGCAUUAUAAAGAAUUGACCAUCUAUAAACCAAUUGGACUUGUACAGUCGAAUCAAAUGACUGAUUCAAAUCUACCAGUUGUACGUGAUAUAUUGAGUUCAUCGCUUGAUUUACUGUUUUACGAGUUGAAACAUGCACUGACGAACAUUUUACCAGUAAUAAGUCUACGAGAACUCAGAAAUUGUUGUACUAUCUACAACCUAAGCACAGUUGAUGUUUAUUAUGCUAUAACUAGUGAUGCGCUAGAGGUAGCAGAGAAAUCAAGGAGAGUAAACCUAUUAAAGAAAUUUACACUUUGCUGCCUUUUGUCUGUCAAUGACCAAAUUCCAGAAGAGUCAAAUGAAACACAGGAAAUGCAGCGUGCACUACAGAAAACGUUUCCAAUCUAUGAAAACAUGAGUUGGAUGCCAAAUUACAAGAAGUUUACUGGAAUUCAAACAAAUCUUUGUAAAUUGAAUACUUGCCUGAAAGUUGUCCUUUUAAAUUUGAGAAGACAUAGAGGUGAAAUCUGUUUAUCAGAUGCUGAUUCUGCAAAGAAGAGUGAUUCACAUAACUCUCAAAAUUCGAGCUAUCAAACCGUGGUGACUCUAAAUAAGCUUCGAGAGAUGGAGAACUUUCUCCUAAGCAGCUGCGAUACGGAAGAAAAUAUAAGGUCAUCGGUUUUCGAGGAAUUACGAAGUUUGCUCAAAUUUUGGCAGCCUCGGAUUGAAGCAAAACCCAAGCAAUGCAUCAAACCUCAUAGAGACAGACAUUUUAGUGGAUUGAACUUCGAUAUUGUCAAAUCGCCAAACCUGAAUAACAAAGAAUUUACGUACAGUAAGGAACCAUCAACCUUCACAGGCACAUUAGAUUCCCCUGUGGACUUCAAUGUAGUCGAAGACUUGGAUAUGGAUUUAGAGAAAGAGAACGGCGAGGACGCCUCAGAAGAAGUCUUCUCAAGCAAUGAAAAUCAUAAUGACAAGGAAUCUUUCUUCAACAGGGAAAGUUUUAAAAAAAUGACGGACGAAGAAUUAAGGCAGAAACUCAAUGAACGAAUAAUGCAUUUGGCAAUCGAAAAUAAACGUGGAAAAGCCAAGUUAAGAACAAAAAAGAGUUUUGAGCUCUUAAGCACUAAUGCAAACUUCCAACGGGGAAAUUCACAACUGGGAGGGAAAAGCAGGACUUUUCACGAGACAGCAUGUAUAUCCGAGGAGAGCAUCCCGGUACUUUAUGAGCUGAAGCACUUACUAGAAAAUAAGUAA
Molecule: messenger RNA, 2061 nt
Organism: Lachancea fermentati
Lineage: Eukaryota; Fungi; Ascomycota; Saccharomycetes; Saccharomycetales; Saccharomycetaceae
Source: the annotation of a GenBank genome assembly